AUGGCACACAUCUAUGAUCCACAAACUGGCGUACUGACUGCGUCACUCGACAUCGAAUCGUUGAAAGAGGAGUUGGAUUCGAGCACAGCAGUAAGCGAACAGGAAAUGGCUCGGGAUGACAAUCCACAGUGUAAUACCGGUAAAAAAGACAAUCGAGACAGGACACCAUGCAUUGGGGAUUCGGCUUGUGACGCGGAAAACCUGUUACAGUUCACCUGUCUUCCCGAAUCGAAUCUAUGUGUGAUUUGGAAAUGGAAUGGACAAAGGCUGAUGAUAAUGGACUGGACUAAGAUGAAGCCUCUCGGGACAUCCACCGUUUGUGACGGACGUUUGCUCCAUUUAUCCGUUAUUGGAAAUCAGAACGCUCUGUUCUCACUGGAAUACACGAGUGGGGAAGAGCGAACUACUCAGAAUGAGGCGACCAAACACAACCUCGACUCACGUUCAUCUGCAUCACAGAUACAGCUUUCAAUGUUCUUGCGCUCUUGGAGUAUUCACUUUACUAAAACCACACUCCUACCCGGAACACGGACGCCGUUGUUCACAGUGCAUGAACAAAUCCGAUUGUAUGAUAAUUUGCGUGAGGAAGAUAGACACAAUUACUGUCGGAGUCAAAUCAUCCGGCCGUUCGAGCAACACAAAAAUAGGCUUUGCAUUGAACUUGAUGACUCACGGCAGUGCGACUUUCUGUUCGCUUGGAAAUACGAGGCUGCGCGUGGGACAAUGAUGCAAUGUGCACCGUUGUUUGACUCUGAUCUCCAAAAACCAUUGUGCACGAGAGAUGUGGUGGCACGGGAAGAGAAAGAACUCGUGCGAGGGUUGAGCCACGUACAUUGGUUACAUGAUUAUCCAAUCAGUGCUGCGUUACUACUCCAACGGUUGCAGUUGAGUGUCACAGCUGAUGUGAAUGGAAUAAUUAAGCUAUGGGACACGGAAUUCCGUCCUGUGGCGAAGCUACCGCAUCACACUUGCAGAAUAACCCACUUGUUGGCUCAUCCCCUAAUGCAUGCCACAGAGCAAGAUGCCGUUGGGGCCGACAGGAACAGGUUUCUCGGAUUUUUAUCGAUCGAUUCCGGUGGCACAUUGAAAUCAUGGGAAUAUAAACACUGGAAAUCCCUGGCAUCCACUGUUUGGCAAAAUACAAAUCUCGAAGAACCGAAUAGUCUGACCAUUGAUGAGACGGACUCGGUGCAGCUGUUCACACGGGGCCCCCGGGAAAAUAUCACAGCUAGUGAUAGAGCAAACGGUUCAACUUUGGCCCGUUUGUUCGCAUUGUGGACUGUCAGGGAUCAAAUUUGUUUUAUUCUGCAACCCCGACCAAAGCGCCUGAAUGGGAAUUGUGAUUAUAUAUUGGAAACGUGGAAAGCUAAACAGCGCGGUUUGCUUUGGGGGCAUUCAGAAAGCGGUUUGGCAUUGGACUACGGAAAAGUUAUUCAUCCUCAGAAAAUUGGGAACAAUUCCAUAAAUUUGAAAAUCGAUCCCGAGCAUAACCGAUUGAUCACAACUUCCUCCAGUGGUCUGGUAAAAUUUUGGAAAGAGAUCAGACCAAUUCCCCUAAUCCCGGCCAAAUCGAUUCAACAGCGACAAAAUGUGCAUUUUAUGCAUCGAUGGAUCUUCAGUCGUUUUCCGUUCGAGGCAAUACAACAAAUCAAUCUGUUCUGUCUCUACACCACACCACUUGUUUCGCCGAACUCGACUAAACACAGUGCGUUUUGUGUGGACACGGAUCUGAUGGCUUCCGAUCGACAAUUUACUCCCUACCGCAUUGAUGCAUGUGUUUGGAGGGAACCUGCCGGUAGAAGGGAACAGUUGCGAUCCGUCUAUUCAGCUGAUGUGAGCAAAAUGGGGCUGGAAACCAGUGUGGCUCUCUCCGAACGAUUAGCCCAAUUACGUCGAUUAUUUGUGACCAUCUCAAAAGACGCAAUGGGCACGGACAGACUGGAAAUAUGGCAGUGGGAUUACGCAACAAGCACUACGGUCACACGUCAUGAAACCUUGAACAACGAUACCAGACGGGACCUAUUUUUGCGCCCGGUCAUCAUGGAGAAUCCGCAAUGCCCUGAGCCAGCUCAAAUCGGUCCCGUACCACAGCUGAGUUGUCGUCUGAAUCUAGUGAACACUUUCCGUUUGCCACCAUUUCAAUUCGGUGCAAACGAGACUGAAAAGGCAAUUUGUUUGACGUUUCUGAAUGGAACAGACACUGUUGUUUUGGCCUUUGAAGAACGGGUAUUUCUAUUGCCUGUGGACAACCUCAUACCUGGUUAUAAUGUGUUUCGUUCGAGAUUGUCCACCCUUAUUCAGCCCGAACCGUGUAAAGUGAAAGGAUUGAUUGAAUCGAGCAUCAACGAUUCGAUCAAUCAAAACUCUGCUUUGAUAUCGACCAGGACAUGGGACGAAGAGUUGUUAAGACAGAUGGACUACGAAUCCUUAAGAUUGAUCAACUCGGUACAGAAACAAUAUCUUCCAAGUUCGAUCAGAUAUCGAUUAGAUGUUUUACAUUCACAACUGGAACAGUCUCGCGGAAUUUCUCUGCGAAUUAAGCGACAACAAGACGACUUAGAUCGGUUGAUGAGUUCGUCGGUGAGUGCAAAAGAGUCGUGCUCGAAGGCAAACGUGAAACGAAUCAAAGAGGAAGCUUUCUCCGCUUACUUUAAGAAACUUCUGACUGAAUACGAACUGAAGGCAUUUCAACUGCGUGCUCAAUCGCCAGACAAAUGUUCGGGUAAAUCUAGACAGUUGGACACUACAACUACUCAUUCAGUUAACAGUAACAACAACAACACCUCAACCGUGACUGAGCAGCCGUCUGGCGGGCAAGACAAGUCACAACGACGUUCGAGGAGGCAUGUGGGCAAACGUGUUCUACCAUCACGACUUUUACCACCGAUCAAACGAAAACAAGAAAACGCGGUUGAAGCUGCAAAUGAAACUUCUAGUGACAUGACUGUUGCAGAAGCCAAUUCUGAGUGGGGCGUACUUCCAUUAUACCGAGCACAUGGUUUCUUUCCUGCCAACAUGCUUGAUCAAACUGGUCGGUGGACAUGUGGUUGGGCUCCGAAUUCCGUGCUCAUCCAACAUCUUUGUCCCGAGAAAUAUCCGGUUCCACAAUCAGCCACUGAACGAGUUCAAUGGAAACUACCAGAUUUGAUUUCACUUAAAGAAAAAUGUCGUCUGGCUAGUCUGACGGAGUCGGACACAUUGGAAACAAGCGACAGUUUCAUAGUACCUAGUCCCACACCGAUUGAUGAGAUAUUGUUGGCGGAAGAGGAGGAGGAGGGGGAGGAUGAGCUGGAACUUGAGCGACAAAUCCAAGACAGAUAUUUGGCUCGUUCACAUCAGGACAGCUACAAAGAAGUGGAACUUGAAACGCGCAACGAAACGGCUUCAGAACCUGUCACACCAGUGCCCAAAUUGAAAGAACCGCGACUACCGACACCAAAAGGUCGUCCAAUAAAGUUUGAUUUACCCGAGACCGAUUUGUUGUCUCGUCUGUCGGCUGAUCCAGAACCACCGGUCAGACUAUUAAAACGUGAAAAUACCAUAUUCCUAACGGAGCUGAACGAGGAACUAACCACGAAUGUACCGAAACGGAGACCAACUAAACCACUUCCCGACUACCUUCUUUCAUAUGCUGAAAGCAGAUGGAUAGAAGCUACUGGAUUUUGGCCCACAGAUGAGUUCGGCGAGCAUCAAUGGACCGGUCAGAAGUAUGAUUCCGAUCCAAUCGCGUUUGUUUGCUGGAUACUGGACAGUGAUUUGUUUGACAAAAUCCUCACACAUCAGAUACCCCCGUGCCCGACAGAUGAGACACCAUUGAUGGCACAAACCGCUGUGGAAUUAUGCACGGCUAUUGGGUCAUUUCAUGUACAAUACGGUUUGCCAAAUGCUCUGCUCAAGCGAAUUCACCAAUCCGUUUGCACUCUUCUCCUAACCACUCGAUUCAUUGAACUAUUCACUCUUCUGCCCUCAUGGUCUUUGCUAUGGGCUACCAGUAGACUUCUUCUGAAUUUGGGCUAUCGUGACCAGUGUACCAUUGCCCUGUUCCUGACCACAUAUUUCGCCCUGGAAGCACAACGUUCCUUCCGGGAACAGUUUGUGUCCGAGAAACAGAUGCUGAUUGUCAGCACAUUUGAACAACUGGGGUUACUGGAUCCGAGUAACGAACUAGUCCACGAAUUGGCAGCCUUAUUCCGUGGUAAGCAUCCAAAACGUUUUGAUGGCAAACAAAUGGACAGUCAAUUGACAGACACAGAGCAGACGGGUUUACAAAAUUGGCUGGUCGAAGGUUCCGCGGGUGAGCAAUUUUGGUUACAUGCGGUGGAGCUUGCACGCACCUGGCUGGAGCAUUGGUGCGCGAUAUGGGCAACUAAAAGAGAAACCAGUAAAAUGCCGAACAAGCGCUUCGCAAAACGCUCAGUCCCCAUUGGACCCACUCUCGCAGACAGCACCAAAUCUUCGGCCAGAUCGAGGCAUGUGAAAUGGUCUAGAGCCUCGGAUCAAGCCACAUACAGACCGGAAUCAGGCACUCCGUUCCAACAAUCCCCGGAUGUGAUCGAAGCUAUCAACACAUUCUGUCGGGCAACAAGAGCCUGGAAUGGACGCGUACAAUUGUCAACUGCUGAGACCACGCAGGUGGACGACAAGAUCGAAACCGAGGUCGUGAAAAUCUCUUCCGUGAGAGGGAUCCCUGCUUCAACGGACCAGUUGGAGGUGUCUCGUGUUAUCUGUUUGAAGGACCGUACGCGUCCACCGUGUGAUCAACCCUGGAACGCAUAUCGUCGAGCCCUUGAAGGCCAGUUCCCUCCGGUCGUUGCACUUCGACUACCCAAACAUAAUUUGAUUCCAUUCUGGGAAGCGGAAUCAAAAUCGGAAUUAUUGUGGCGUCGUUUGCGUGAAAUUUUAUUUUGGAAACGUUUCAUUUUGGAUAAAACAAGACAAGAACGCAACGAUUAUGUCAAUCGGACAUCGGUACAUCCGAAUGGUUUUGAACGAAUGCUCACAGAACAACAAAUUCGGUAUUACGAAAAGAAUCUACGUCUUCAGAUUGUUCGAACGAGUGAAGAGUAUCGACUGCAGUUCAUGAAAACAUUCAUUCCCGCCUUAUCACGUAUUUUGUCCCCGGUUGCCUCAUGGCACCUACCUCAACUAACCUCGUCUUAUACACCGCAGUCAACAAUGAUACCUCGCCAUCACGUGACUUUCGCGUUUGAUAAUAGUUUAUCAUUUGCCGAGACCGAUAGCGUAUGGAAAGAUCAGUCAGCGUAA
Messenger RNA from Echinostoma caproni, 5265 nucleotides. Lineage: Eukaryota; Metazoa; Platyhelminthes; Trematoda; Plagiorchiida; Echinostomatidae. The record is from the annotation of a GenBank genome assembly.